GUGUGAAUAAGGUGUUUGCUUGACGCCAGUGCAGAUCCCGCAACAAUUUCAACGAAAGGGAAUUAAUUGCGGAUAUAGAUAAAACGGCGAGGAGCAUCUGUCCAUAGGAGCCGAGGAACAGGUUCCUCAUUGGUUCAAACCAACUAUACAAUGCCUUUAGGAGAGGAUGAAAAUGGAUGGAAAAAGAAAACAACAGAUAUCAAGGAAAAUUAUGAUUUCAAGGAGGUCUUGGGGACAGGGGCAUUCUCUGAGGUGUUCCUGGCAGAGGAGAAGAAGACCCAGCGACUAGUGGCCAUUAAGUGCAUCCCUAAGAAAGCUUUGGAGGGAAAGGAGAACAGCAUUGAGAAUGAGAUUGCUGUGCUACAUAGAAUAAAACAUGAGAAUAUUGUUUCACUGGAAGACAUAUUUGAGAGUCAGUCACAUUUGUACCUGGUCAUGCAGCUGGUAUCUGGGGGAGAGCUGUUUGAUCGGAUCGUUGAAAAGGGCUUCUACACAGAGAGAGAUGCCAGCAAGCUUAUUUGUCAAAUUUUAGAUGCAGUGAAAUAUCUACAUGAUAUGGGCAUUGUGCACAGAGACCUGAAGCCAGAGAAUCUGUUGUACUAUAGUAUGGAGGAGGACUCCAAUAUUAUGAUCAGUGACUUUGGCCUGUCUAAGAUCGAGGACUCAGGAAGUGUGAUGUCAACGGCCUGUGGAACGCCAGGAUAUGUGGCUCCUGAGGUCUUGGCUCAGAAACCAUACAGUAAAGCUGUGGACUGUUGGUCUAUUGGAGUGAUUUCUUAUAUUCUCUUAUGUGGCUAUCCUCCGUUUUAUGACGAAAACGACACCAAGCUGUUUGAACAGAUUCUAAAAUCAGAGUAUGAGUUUGAUUCUCCAUACUGGGACGACAUCUCUGACUCAGCCAAAGAUUUCAUCAGCCACUUGAUGGAGAAAGACCCAUUUGUGAGAAACACAUGUGAGCAGGCUUUACAGCACCCCUGGAUUUCUGGAGAUACGGCUCUGGAUAGGAACAUUCACGAGUCUGUGAGCGCUCAGAUCAAGAAGAACUUUGCCAAAAGUAAAUGGAAGCAAGCAUUCAAUGCGACAGCUGUGGUCAGACACAUGCGGAGACUACAGCUGAGCACCACCCUAGAGGGGCCGAGCCAAAUUACCACCACCAGCCCCUACCACAGACACCUGCUCCUACCUGCCAAAGAGCUCGACCAGGAGGAGGAAGAGGAGGAGGAAGAGCAAAGCAAUUCUCCCAGUGCAGACGGGCGCAGAGGCAGUGCAGAUCGGGAUAGUCUAAGAAGCUGUGCUUACUGCUGUCGACCAACAAGCAGGAUCUGAAGUAGAACUCUGAGCCGAGUGGAACCCAUAGAUGCACUCCUAUCACACCAGUCUGACCCGGAACACAGAGCUUUCCUGGUAGCAUGCGCUAGAUGGAGCUAGUGCUGAUGGUGGAAAGCUCAAAUUAGAAAGGAAAAGACAUCGGGUAUAUCAUUGACAGAUAAGUAACUCAUCCAGGGCCACGUACACACUGCAAAGUUUUGGGAGUGACAACCACAUUUAAUUGUGAUAGGAAUCCCCUAAAAUCCCCCUUUGUCUUGUUUGACACUAGCUAUUUUUGUCUGGAGAGGUAUUAACAUUCCCAUCGGAAGAAACACCAUUUUAUUUGUGUUUUUUAAAGACCCUAUGAAAUAGGGAAGACAAAUACCUUAUUCGGAAAGGCAUGAAUAAUGACUUCAAAACGAAUAACAAAUUCAUCUGAAUAAUAGAAAAAUGUAUUCGGAAGACUGAUCAUCCAACGAGUACAAGUAUAAAGCAAUAUUUUAAAUAAUCGAAAGAGUAUGUGAAGCCAAUAUUACUAAAGUGUAAACCUUAUGAAUGAAAACGCGUCGGAUGGCCACGGUCUCGACUCCAUUUGCAGUCUCUGUUUAAUGUGCGCGUCUCAGAAAUGUAAGCUUGUCAAGAGUAACAUUAAUUAAGGUUCUGUAACAUACACAUUUCCCACUACUUGAAAUGACUGUUUACACAUUAACGCAAAAUGUUUCACACAAUUCACACUGUGGCAGGGCGGGGCCGGUUUGUGAUGCUCCACACCCGGCCCCUAAUCAGGCUAAUCAAGCCUCAGAGAGGGAUAAAGGCCGACUGGAAGCUGCAGUGCGAGAGAG
Molecule: messenger RNA, 2150 nt
Organism: Xyrauchen texanus (razorback sucker)
Lineage: Eukaryota; Metazoa; Chordata; Actinopteri; Cypriniformes; Catostomidae
Product: calcium/calmodulin-dependent protein kinase type 1-like
Exons: 12
Coding region: 151-1326 (391 amino acids)
Biological process (GO): peptidyl-serine phosphorylation
Cellular component (GO): intracellular anatomical structure
Molecular function (GO): calmodulin binding; calcium/calmodulin-dependent protein kinase activity; ATP binding
Source: RefSeq, a predicted model, not a curated record